UUGAUGUUGAAUAUGCCUUAUUAGCAUAUUAAAAUGGCUGUGCCCAAAGACGCCAUCCCUUCCUUGUUGGAAUGCCAGUGCCAGAUCUGUGUGGAAAUCCUAAUUGAGCCAGUGACACUCCCUUGUAACCACACGCUCUGUAAACCAUGCUUCCAGUCGACUGUCGAAAAGGCAAAUUUGUGCUGUCCCUUCUGUCGCCGCCAGGUUUCUUCGUGGACUCGGUACCAUACCCGAACAAAUUCUCUUGUCAAUAUGGAACUGUGGGAGAUAAUUCAAAAACACUAUACAGAGGAAUGCAAGCUUAGAGCCUCUGGGCAAGAAUCAGAGGAAAUUGUUUAUGACUAUCAGCCAGUUCGCCUAUUAAGUAAACCUGGGGAAUUAAGAAGAGAAUAUGAAGAGGAGAUAAGCAAGGUGGAGGCAGAGCGACGAGCCAAUGAGGAAGAAGAAAACAAAGCCAGUGAAGAAUACAUACAGAGAUUACUGGCAGAGGAGGAAGAAGAGGAAAAGAGACAGGCAGAAAAAAGGCAAAGAGAGAUGGAAGAACAACUGAAAAGUGAUGAAGAGCUGGCAAGAAAGCUAAGCCUUAAUAUUAACAAUUUCUGUGAGGGAAGUAUCUUGGCUUCGCCGUUGAAUUCCGAAAAAUCUGACCCAGUCACAACCAAGUCACAGAAGAAAAGUAAGAACAAACAAACGAACACUGGAGAUAUUCAGAAGUAUUUGUCACCUAAAUCUCAACCUUGGUCAGCAUCACAGUCUGAAGUUGUACAAGAAGACAGGAAAGCCUCCAUGUCUAAGGAAGCUGACAGCAGUGAUGUGAAGAGUGCUACAUGGCAAGACACAGAAAUUGAGGAAGAUAUGCCAACACUUUCUCCUCAGAUAUGCCUUGAAGUUCAUGAACAAGGUGCACAAUCUUCAGUGGAGUCACCUAUGCCUCAGUUAUGUGCCAGUGGUAAAGAAUGGUGCCUUGAAGGAAAAGUCAAAACAGGACCAAGCAAUCAUGAAAAAGAGUUAUGUGUCAUAAAUCAUGAGGGACCUGAAGCCAGAGUUCCCUACUCUGGAGAAGCUGCAGUUAAGCCUUGUGGCAAAACAGAGAGUCGGUGCACUGUAUCAGAUAUGACACAGAUAAUUAGAAAUAACACAGCUGAGACAGAAAAUGAAGAGUCUCACCUACUGAUCAGUAAAGAUAUCUCCAAAAGAAAAAACCAGGAAUCUUUGUCUGAAGCAGUCAGGGAUCCAUGCUUUUCUGCAAAAAGAAGAAAAAUGUUCCCCAAAGCUUCCUCAGACCAAGAAGAAACAGAAAUCAACUUUACCCAAAAACUGAUAGAUUUGGAAUGUCUACUUUUUGAGAGACGUAAACAAGAAGAACAGGACAGGUUAUUAGCAUUACAGCUUCAGAAAGAGGUGGAUCAAGAACAAAUGAGGCCAAACCGGCAAAAAGGAUCCCCAGAUGAAUAUCAGUUACGUGCUACAUCCUCACCUCCAGACAAAUUACUAAAUGAAGAAAGGAAGAAUUCCAAAGAUAGAAACUUCAAAAGACAAACUAAUCUAGAGCAUCCAAAACCUAGGAGAGGCUCAAAAAAUGAAAAUGGGCAACCUUGUUUUAAGAUCCAGUUGAAACGUUCAGUUAAUGGAAGAAAGAUAACAAAUUCUACUAGAGAUAAUUGUAAUGUUUCUAAAACUCCUCAUUCCCUACAGCCUAGUAAGUCACAGAAAAGUAUUUUUCAGAUGUUUCAGAGAUACACAAAGUAGUGCUUGGGUAAGGGGAGUGUUGUAUAAUCUAGU
Messenger RNA from Lipotes vexillifer (Yangtze River dolphin), 1782 nucleotides. Its product is annotated as E3 ubiquitin-protein ligase RNF168-like. Gene Ontology annotation, biological process: protein ubiquitination; double-strand break repair. The coding region runs from base 34 to 1749 and encodes 571 amino acids. Gene Ontology annotation, cellular component: site of double-strand break; nucleus. Gene Ontology annotation, molecular function: ubiquitin-protein transferase activity; nucleosome binding; metal ion binding. The record is from RefSeq and is a predicted model, not a curated record. Lineage: Eukaryota; Metazoa; Chordata; Mammalia; Artiodactyla; Lipotidae. The transcript has a single exon.